Messenger RNA from Paecilomyces variotii, 402 nucleotides. RefSeq lists its product as hypothetical. Lineage: Eukaryota; Fungi; Ascomycota; Eurotiomycetes; Eurotiales; Thermoascaceae. The record is from RefSeq and is a predicted model, not a curated record. The transcript has a single exon. Bases 1 to 402 code for a protein of 133 amino acids.
AUGAGCUACAAGACGAACUACGAGCCCUAUCGCUCAGCCAGCCGCAGACAAGGCAUACCGGCAUCCCCGAGCCUGCAUCCUCUUUCGGCACUCUAUCCACAUGUCGAAUCUCUGCGACCAUCCCAGCUCCAUGAAGUCAUUCCGGAGUGGUAUAUGGAGGAGCACCCCGAGGCAGCAGCCCAUUCAUACUGGGCAAGAGUGGUUGGCUACACUUCAGCAGAACCUGCCAGCCCGACUGCUUCGCUUUCCUCGCAACAUUCAAUCAACUCUUCCGCCUCAAGACAAAGCCGGAACCGCAUGCGAGCCAUAUCAAAGAUGCGCAAGACUCUCCGGGGCGCUGGGAGCACGGCCAGCCUGCGAAGUACUUCCAGCCGCAGUACCCACGCAUCCAGGGCUCGUUGA